UGUCGAAGUAAAGAGAAAGUUCUCAACGACUAACUAUUGACAACCGAAGCAGUUUCAUUUUGCCAACAUAUCAGUUACAAAUGUUUCUGAUACGUUCUGGAUCAUUUUUAUCCCUAAAUACUUAGCGAAAUAUUAAACAUGUGUGCAAACAGAUCGCUGUCGUUAAUGCUGUUAGUGUUGGUGACGAUAACCACGCGGUUUUUAUUAUACGUCCACUGCUACGAUCCGAAUGAUACGAAAGUGGCUUCCGUGAUACCACCAAAAGGAACUUUCGAAGCCUUCUAUCCCCGAGGCCAGGAAACUGGUCCGUCCAGAGCCGCCCAUUCCCAUGGAAGUUUUUACAAGCAUCGAAAUCCUGCUCUUGUUGACGCAAAAAAUGCACCGGCUUACGGGUUUCGUUUUGAUGGAGGAAGAAGAUUUAAUUAUGAGUAAUAUACCGAACGAUAUACCGAGUGAACUUAAUACAUAUAUAAAUUUAAAUAAAACUACGAAAUAA
Agrilus planipennis (emerald ash borer) is the source of this 496-nucleotide messenger RNA. RefSeq lists its product as uncharacterized. The transcript has a single exon. NCBI's taxonomy places the organism in Eukaryota, Metazoa, Arthropoda, Insecta, Coleoptera, Buprestidae. The coding region runs from base 139 to 432 and encodes 97 amino acids. The record is from RefSeq and is a predicted model, not a curated record.